Molecule: messenger RNA, 961 nt
Organism: Chondrus crispus (carragheen)
Lineage: Eukaryota; Rhodophyta; Florideophyceae; Gigartinales; Gigartinaceae
Exons: 2
Coding region: 1-600 (199 amino acids)
Source: RefSeq, a predicted model, not a curated record
AUGUCAAACUGCGGCAAAUCGCAUUGGUCAUUACAACUGGGACGAAACCGCGAUUUUCACAUUGUCUCUGUGGAUGAAGAGAUCGAGCGCGCAAUCAAGCCGGAACUGACAGCAUUAGGCCACUCUGGGAUUGAGGGUCUGGCGGAAUGGAUGGGAUUCCCUUCGGAUAACCGCUUCGAAGCCAACCAAGCCCGCUACCUUGGAUACGAAGAAAGCAUUACGUCUGCGGCAAGUCCUGUGACUGGGAGGAACACGGUCCUUGACACGACGGGGAGCGUCAUCUAUUUGAGCGAAGCAACCUUGGACCGCAUUCGAAACGAUUACCUUAUCGUACACCUUGAGGCUAGUGAUGACAUGCUGGAAGUCAUGACCAACAGCUACUUCGAAACGCCAAAGCCAGUGGUAUGGGGUGACGCUUACAGACCGGUUGGGGGUGAAACCCCAAACGAGUCGCUGCGGAGGUGCUAUCCGAAUUUGCUUAGAGAGAGACGGAAGAAGUACGCUUCUAUCAGUGAUGUGACUAUUCCUGCUUCAGUUUCUUUGUCGCGCGACCUGGGGCUGGACAAAUUUCUAGAGCUAGUCAAGAGUAAAAUCGCUUGACGGAAUCUGGACGUUGCACUGCACAUCAAUUCUGCUCCUUUGUGAAGACAUAAAAACCGUCCAUCAAGGAGCGAUGUGGAUGCUGAUCGCCCUUCUCAUAUCUUGGCGUUUCGGGUAAAGUUUUGCAAAGAGACUUUCACGCCCCAUCCAACUGUAAGCACUCUUCAUCUACAUGAAAAUCGUUUCCGCACAUGUGCGACCGUGGGUCGGUGAAAGACUUGUUUCGGUUGGGAAAAUCGUUUUGAACAUGAUGGACAAAAGGAAGUCUAACGUUGAGUGCCCGGACGAAAGUAUAGUUCAGGACGGACGUCUUAAAUUUGAAGCUAGAACUCAGAAAGUAAACUGAAAGAGGGAAAAGAAA